Amblyraja radiata (thorny skate) is the source of this 1772-nucleotide messenger RNA. RefSeq names its product apoptosis-inducing factor 3-like. Bases 1 to 1719 code for a protein of 572 amino acids. NCBI's taxonomy places the organism in Eukaryota, Metazoa, Chordata, Chondrichthyes, Rajiformes, Rajidae. The transcript has 19 exons. The record is from RefSeq and is a predicted model, not a curated record. Gene Ontology annotation, cellular component: cytoplasm. Gene Ontology annotation, molecular function: oxidoreductase activity, acting on NAD(P)H; 2 iron, 2 sulfur cluster binding.
AUGGAAGGACUGAAAGUUAAUCUUCUCCUUCCUCCUGAUCAAAGUUGUCACAAACACGAACAAAAGAGGAAUGAGGACGAGCCGCUAAUUGAAAAACAGAUUUGUGCUGUAAAUGAUAUGAACGAAGGAGAGAUGCGAGAAUUUGAAGUAGAAAAUCACAAAAUGCUGGUUAUCAAAAGCAAUGGGGAAUUCAGUGCCAUAGGUCACUUAUGUGCCCAUCUGGGAGCUCCAUUGGUCAAAGGAGUUCUCUCAAAUGGCAAAGUUCGAUGUCCUAGACACGGAGCUUGUUUUAAUAUAAAAACAGGAGAUAUCGAAGAGUACCCUACUCUUGAUGGCGUGCAGUCCUAUCAGGUUAAAAUUCAGGACAACAAUGUUAUAAUAUCUGCAUGUGCUGAAGCCCUAGAAACAAACAGGAGAACCCAAUUGAUGUUAGCCCCAGUAUCACUGAGUAAGAGAAUCAUCCUUAUUAUUGGUGGGGGUCCGGCCGCAUUGGUGUGCGCAGAAACCCUUCGCCAGCAAUUUUUCAAAGGACGCAUAAUAAUGGCGAUCAAAGAAAUCCAUUUGCCUUACGACCGGUCAAAACUUAGCAAGAGCCCGAACCUUGGCAUUAAAAGUCUUUUGCUUCGGCAACCAGAGUUUUUUUCCACUUAUGGCAUUGAGAUGAUGACAAACAUGGAGGUGGUAUCAGUGAACCCAAGUAAAAAGAGGGUUGGCUUCAUAGAUGGAACUUCCCAGCAAUAUAACGAUUUACUUCUGGCUCCGGGCUGCGUUGUUUUUAAAUACAGACCUCGUAAACUUUAUUGUCCGGGAGCAGAUCUAAAAAAUAUAUUUUCCUUGAGUACCCCUGAGGAAGCAAGAAAAAUUGAUAGAUUUUCAAAGGGGAAAGCCAUUGUCAUCGUGGGCGCCUCAUUCAUUGGAAUGGAGGUCGCGUGGUAUCUGAUGCACAAAGCCAAGUCUGUGACAGUGAUCGGAAAGAGGAAGGUCCCAUUUCAGGACGUGCUGGGGAUAGAUAUAGGCACGGCCAUAAUGAAGUUAAAGUCGCUUGUUUCUAAUUUGAAAUCCUUAACGUUACAGAGUCUUGAAGCUGAAAAUGUGAAGUUUUACAUGGAAAAUACUGUGAUUGAAUUCAGGGGACAGAAUAGACUGUUGGGAGCCGUUGUGCUUGAAGAUGGAGUGAUUCUAGCAGCACAAGUGUGUGUGGUGGGAAUAGGAGUGAAACCUGCAACAACCUUCCUUCAAAACAGUGGCAUCAGAACGGAUGUGAUGGGCCAAGUCAUCGUAAAUAAGAGCAUGGAGACCAAUGUUACCAAAGUGUUUGCGGCCGGAGAUGUGACCACCUUUCCACUACCGUUGAGAAACGACGAAGCAGUGAGCAUCCGACACUGGCAGAUAGCCCACUCACAUGGUCACGUGGCCGCUUUGAACAUGCUGAAGAAGAAGGCUAGCUUCCAUUCCGUGCCUUACUUCUGGUCAACCAUGUCAAAAAACAGCCUUCGAUAUGCAGGAUAUGGAGCUGGUUCUGAAGAAGUCAUAAUUCAUGGCAAUCUGGACGAACUGACAUUUGUUGCUUUCUACAUCAAAGGCAACAAUGUUAUUGCAGCUUGCAGUAUGAACUCUGACCCUGUUGUUUCCCAAGUGGCAGAGGUGCUAUCUUUAGGAAAGACCAUAUCAAAGGAGGAAGCAAGCCGUGCCGACAUGCCGUGGACUAAGAAGAUCUGAUGCAUUUCUCCACGCUUCAAGCAAAUCUUUUUAGAAAAAUGAUCUAAAGGAGG